Acytostelium subglobosum LB1 is the source of this 663-nucleotide messenger RNA. RefSeq lists its product as hypothetical. Lineage: Eukaryota; Evosea; Eumycetozoa; Acytosteliales; Acytosteliaceae. Gene Ontology annotation, biological process: GPI anchor biosynthetic process. Bases 1 to 663 code for a protein of 220 amino acids. Gene Ontology annotation, cellular component: endoplasmic reticulum membrane. The record is from RefSeq and is a predicted model, not a curated record. The transcript is spliced from 3 exons.
AUGUCAAGUAGAUCACAAACAAAGAUCAUUAAUGCAUCUGUGAGUUACUUGGCAUUGUCAGCGUUGGUCAUUGGAUUCACAUUGUUCUUGAACAAGUUGUCUGGUAUAUCAUUUGAACAACAUACUAUCUUAUCAUUGGUGACGUUAAGUUCAUUCCUAUUCUCAUUACAUCUGGUGUUUGGAUUAUAUAUAUAUCCUACAUCAUUCCAUCAGAGUGGUAGCAAUGCCAUACCACCCGCCAGCAAGAUACAACGUUCAAUCAUCGGUCUAUUAGUUGGUACCGUACUAUUCUAUAUCAUAUCAAUACUUUAUGGUGCACCAUUAACAAGGACAUUCUUUAGGACACUAUUCUUUGCCAACUUGUUGUCAUCAAUGACUGCAGUACCAACAUCAAUACUACUUGGUUGUGAUCCACAAGCAUGGAAGAACAUGUUCUUCUCACCAAUACAUAAUAGUAUAUACGAAACAUGUUGUACAAUUACAGUUGUAUUUAGUUUACUUGGAGCUUGGAUUGGUGGAUUUGCAAUACCUUUGGAUUGGGACCGUCCAUGGCAAGUGUGGCCAAUCAGUUGCAUGUAUGGAUCACUCGUUGGACAUGUGAUUGGCUUGCUGAUAUGCUCCGUCUACGCCAUCUUUUACAAAGAGAAGUCAAACAUCAUGUAG